Molecule: messenger RNA, 1400 nt
Organism: Ziziphus jujuba (common jujube)
Lineage: Eukaryota; Viridiplantae; Streptophyta; Magnoliopsida; Rosales; Rhamnaceae
Exons: 1
Coding region: 195-1154 (319 amino acids)
Source: RefSeq, a predicted model, not a curated record
GUACUUUUUCUCCUCCUCUACACCCCAAAAACCUCAACCAACCAACUUCUAUUAAAUUUCCCCCAAAACUAAAGCCUAUUUCUACAACACCCUCCACGCGUUUAUAUAUUUAGGCAAACCCUCUUUCCCAUUUUUCUUGUACACUGAAAAAACAAAACAAAAUAAAUAAAUUAUAGUAAACGGAUUUUCUGAGAAUGCAAGCGAUUCCGAUUGUUUCUUUGUCUCCAUCGUUCGGUCGCUACGAAUCUCCGAACGAAUACGUAGAAAUUUCUGCUAAAUUUUGUGAAGAUUUCAGCUCCAAGCUCAAAAUUGAAGGAGAUUCUAACGGCGGAUUUGUGGAUUCGGAACAAAUAGAUUCCCAGAAGAAGAAAGAAAGCCAUGAAAGGAAUGAGGACGAUGAGAAUGAGGUAGAGGAUAUUGAACAAGUAGUAGUACAAGAAGAAGAAGAAGAAGAAGAAGAAGAAGAAUUCUCUUUUGCUUGUACGAAUCCGGAAGGAUCGCCUACUUCCGCCGCCGAUUUGUUUCAAAACGGAGAGAUUCGGCCGGUGUUUCCGAUUUUCAACAGAGAUCUCCUUUUCGCCGACUCUUACGACGGCGAAAGUUCCACAGGUAAAGAGUCGGCGGCUCUAUGGUCUCCAUUGAAGAAGCUUUUCGUCGAAGAAGAGUUUAAUAAUAAUAAUAAUAAUCCGUCGUCUUCAGCUUCCGAGUCCGAGGAGCUGGAAGGAAUUCCCCAGGGAACGUACUGCGAGUGGUCGGGGAAAACCGCGUGCAAGAAGAGCAAUUCCACAGGAUUCUCGAAGAUCUGGAGGUUACGAGAUUUGGUACACCGAAGCAACAGCGACGGCAAGGACGCGUUCGUGUUCUUGAAUACUAACUCUGCUACGCGUUCAAGGCAAAGCAACGAAUCGGUUAAGAAAAUGGAAAUGGAGGAGAAGGAGAGGAAGAGCAGCUCCUCCGCCUCCAGCAAAACGACGACGGUGAAAAGCAAGGCCAAUAAAAGCAAAACGGCGUCGUCGGUGCACGAGAAGCAUUACGUUAGAAAUAGAGCGAAGAAAGAGGGAGAUAAACGGAGGUCGUACUUGCCGUACCGGCAAGAUCUGGUUGGAUUCUUCACCAACGUGAACGGCAUGAGUAGAAAUGUCCAUCCAUUCUAAACGGACGUUGCUAUUUUAAUUUUUUUUUUUUUUUCAAGAAAUCCACUUUAUUAUUAUUAUUAUCAUUAUUAUUAUUUUUUUUUUUGGGAAUUAUAUUGGUUGGUUCGUUAAUUUAUGUAAAUGGUUUGGGGGUAGUAAUCUUUGGUUUUUUAUUCUAGGAUUCUCGUAAAUUGGACUUUCUUCCAAUGUAGAGUUGCUUCAUAGUAGGAUGGACAUAUUUUAGUAAAUCAAAUAUUAUUAGUUCCA